Messenger RNA from Pipra filicauda (Wire-tailed manakin), 4619 nucleotides. RefSeq names its product UPF1 RNA helicase and ATPase (gene UPF1). Gene Ontology annotation, cellular component: cytoplasm. Gene Ontology annotation, molecular function: ATP binding; RNA helicase activity; RNA binding. Gene Ontology annotation, biological process: nuclear-transcribed mRNA catabolic process, nonsense-mediated decay. The record is from RefSeq and is a predicted model, not a curated record. The transcript has 24 exons. The coding region runs from base 302 to 3664 and encodes 1120 amino acids. NCBI's taxonomy places the organism in Eukaryota, Metazoa, Chordata, Aves, Passeriformes, Pipridae.
CCGAGAGAGCCCCCGCCGGGACAUCCCCCCCCUUUCACGGCCACCCCCCCGACCGGCCCCCGCCGCUCCGCCGCCUCCGGGGGGGGACCCGCCCCGAGCGCCGGGUUCGUUUCUCUUGUCUCUGCCUUCUCUCCGUGCGUCUGUGUGCGUGUGCGCGUGUGUGUGUGUGUGGCCGGGGGGGGGCGGCGCGGCCUGGUGCGCGCGGCGGAUCCCGCCGCUCGCGUAGCGCGGCCGCCCGGGCGCUCGCUGAGGGGAAGGGAGGAGGAGAAGAGGCGCCCGCCCAGGCUCCGCCGCCGCCGCCAUGAGCGUGGAGGCGUACGGCCCCAGCUCGCAGACCCUCACCUUCCUGGACACCGAGGAGGCCGAGCUGCUCGGCGCCGACACUCAGGGCUCCGAGUUCGAGUUCACCGACUUCACCCUCCCCAGCCAGACCCAGACGCCGCCGGGGCCCGGCCAGGCGGGGCCGCAGCAAGGCCAAGGCCCCCCCGGCGCGGGGCAGGGCCCGCCGGGGCCGCUGGAAGCGCAGGUGAAUGGUCCCGAUGGGAUCCUGCAGAACGGGGCUGUGGAUGAGAACGUGGCCAAGACCAGCCAGCUCCUGGCAGAGCUCAACUUUGAGGAGGAUGAGGAAGACACCUACUACACCAAGGAUCUCCCUGUGCAUGCCUGCAGUUACUGUGGGAUCCACGACCCUGCCUGUGUGGUUUACUGCAACACCAGCAAGAAGUGGUUCUGUAACGGGCGUGGGAACACCUCGGGCAGCCACAUUGUGAACCAUCUGGUGAGAGCCAAGUGCAAAGAGGUGACUCUCCACAAGGAUGGACCUCUGGGGGAGACCGUCCUGGAGUGCUACAACUGCGGCUGUCGGAACGUGUUCCUCCUGGGCUUCAUCCCAGCCAAGGCAGACUCCGUGGUGGUUCUGCUGUGCAGGCAGCCCUGUGCCAGCCAGAGCAGCCUGAAGGACAUCAACUGGGACAGUUCCCAGUGGCAGCCCCUCAUCCAGGAUCGCUGCUUCCUCUCCUGGCUGGUGAAGAUCCCGUCGGAGCAGGAGCAGCUCCGGGCCCGCCAGAUCACGGCCCAGCAGAUCAACAAGCUGGAGGAGCUCUGGAAGGAAAAUCCAUCUGCAACCCUGGAGGACUUGGAAAAGCCUGGUGUGGAUGAAGAACCACAGCACGUCCUGCUUAGAUACGAAGAUGCUUAUCAAUACCAAAAUAUAUUUGGUCCUCUAGUCAAGCUUGAGGCAGAUUAUGACAAGAAACUCAAGGAAUCUCAGACCCAAGAUAACAUCACAGUCAGAUGGGACCUGGGCUUGAACAAGAAGAGAAUUGCUUAUUUCACUUUGCCAAAGACUGACUCAGACAUGAGGCUCAUGCAAGGAGAUGAGAUCUGCCUGAGGUACAAAGGAGACCUGGCCCCGCUGUGGAAAGGAAUUGGUCACGUUAUCAAAGUUCCUGAUAGUUCUACAGAUUAUGGUGAUGAGAUUGCCAUCGAGCUGAGGAGCAGCGUGGGAGCCCCUGUGGAAGUUACUCACAACUUCCAAGUGGAUUUUGUAUGGAAAUCUACUUCCUUUGACAGGAUGCAGAGUGCUCUCAAAACCUUUGCUGUGGAUGAGACCUCAGUGUCUGGGUACAUCUAUCACAAGCUGCUGGGCCACGAGGUGGAAGAUGUGAUUAUUAAAUGCCAGUUGCCAAAGCGCUUCACAGCACAAGGACUCCCUGAUCUCAACCACUCUCAGGUUUAUGCUGUGAAAACUGUCCUGCAGCGUCCUCUGAGCCUUAUUCAGGGUCCCCCUGGCACUGGGAAGACGGUGACAUCAGCCACCAUCGUGUAUCAUCUGGCCAGACAGGGCAACGGGCCUGUGCUGGUGUGUGCCCCCAGUAACAUCGCCGUGGACCAGCUCACCGAGAAGAUCCACCAGACCGGGCUGAAGGUGGUGCGUCUGUGUGCGAAGAGCAGGGAGGCCAUCGACUCCCCCGUGUCCUUCCUGGCACUGCACAACCAGAUCAGGAACAUGGACAGCAUGCCAGAGCUUCAGAAACUGCAGCAGCUCAAAGAUGAGACUGGAGAGCUCUCAUCUGCCGACGAGAAGCGUUACCGGGCGCUCAAACGAACCGCGGAGCGGGAGCUGCUCAUGAACGCGGAUGUGAUCUGCUGCACCUGCGUGGGCGCCGGGGAUCCCAGGCUGGCCAAGAUGCAGUUCCGCUCCAUCCUCAUCGAUGAGAGCACCCAGGCCACCGAGCCCGAGUGCAUGGUGCCCGUUGUGCUGGGAGCAAAGCAGCUCAUUCUGGUGGGUGACCACUGCCAGCUGGGGCCCGUGGUGAUGUGCAAGAAAGCUGCCAAGGCUGGGCUGUCCCAGUCCCUGUUUGAGAGGCUGGUGGUGCUGGGGAUCCGGCCCAUCCGGCUCCAGGUGCAGUACCGGAUGCAUCCCGCCCUCAGCGCCUUCCCUUCCAACAUCUUCUACGAGGGCUCGCUCCAGAACGGGGUCACUGCAGCUGACCGUGUGAAGAAAGGCUUUGACUUCCAGUGGCCACAGCCUGACAAACCAAUGUUCUUCUACGUCACCCAAGGACAGGAGGAGAUUGCCAGCUCAGGCACCUCUUACUUAAACAGGACGGAAGCUGCCAACGUGGAGAAAAUCACCACGAAGCUGCUGAAGGCUGGUGCCAAACCAGACCAGAUUGGCAUCAUCACUCCUUACGAAGGGCAGCGCUCCUACCUGGUGCAGUACAUGCAGUUCAGUGGCUCCCUGCACACCAAGCUCUACCAGGAAGUGGAAAUUGCGAGUGUGGAUGCCUUCCAGGGCAGGGAGAAGGACUUUAUUAUCCUUUCCUGUGUGAGGGCCAACGAACACCAGGGAAUUGGGUUCCUCAACGACCCCAGGAGGCUCAACGUGGCCCUUACCAGGGCGAGGUAUGGAGUAAUUAUUGUGGGGAACCCCAAAGCCCUGUCUAAGCAGCCACUCUGGAAUCACCUCCUGAAUUACUACAAGGAGCAGAAGGUGCUGGUGGAGGGACCACUGAACAACCUCCGGGAGAGCCUCAUGCAGUUCAGCAAACCCCGCAAGCUCGUCAACACCAUCAACCCCGGUGCCCGUUUCAUGACCACUGCCAUGUAUGAUGCACGUGAGGCCAUUAUUCCAGGAUCUGUCUAUGACAGGAGCAGUCAAGGGCGCCCAUCCAACAUGUACUUCCAAACCCACGACCAGAUUGGGAUGAUCAGUGCUGGCCCCAGCCACGUCACUGCCAUGAACAUUCCCAUCCCCUUCAACCUGGUGAUGCCCCCGAUGCCACCCCCGGGAUACUUCGGCCAGGCCAACGGACCCGCCGCAGGACGUGGGGCUCCCAAAGGAAAGACCGGUCGUGGCGGGCGCCAGAAAAACCGUUUUGGGAUUCCCGGGACGAGUCAGUCCAACCUUCCCAACAGCCAAGCGAGCCAAGAUGUGGUGUCCCAGCCUUUCUCCCAGGGCCCCCUGACUCAGGGCUAUAUCUCCAUGAGUCAGCCUUCACAGAUGAGUCAGCCUGGGCUCUCCCAACCAGAAUUAUCACAGGACAGUUACCUUGGUGAUGAGUUUAAAUCCCAGAUUGACGUGGCGCUGUCACAGGACUCAACUUACCAGGGUGAACGUGCAUAUCAACAUGGUGGAGUGACGGGACUGUCACAGUAUUAGAGUGUUGAGGAAGAAGAGCUAAGCUUGCGUGGAGCUUAGUUCAUCAGCAUUUUAUUCUGGGUAAUAAAAAAAAUAAAAUAAAAUGGAUACCUGUUUUCCACUGCUAAAACUGAAGCACCACUGUGUGAGAGCAACAGGAGAAAGAAACCAACCAACGGAAAGAGAGAGAGAGAGAAAGAGAGAGAGAGAGAAAGAAAGGAGCGCGCGAGAGAGCCCACUGCUAUAGCUCACUGAGACAAGGAGACCGCGGAGGAGAGAGAGCCCUGACGGACCUGCUGGCGCCUCGCUGGGAAGGAACUCACCCCAAACUGAGUGGUCAGCCGAGUCCCUGCUCCCCCAGUCACCCCCACGCUCGAGAGAAGGGCCUUAAAAAAAAAAAAAAAAAAGCAGGUUUCACUUCAUUCCAUCCUUCUCUUUGCGAGCAGGGCAUUGCUACUACUUUUCAGAGCAGACGGGGGAGAGGAAAACCCUCAUCUCAGAGUUGGUCUCGUUUCUAAGGGGUACUAUAUUUUAGCAGUAACUGUUUACAUUUUAGAAGCAGAGUAUCUGAGAGAAAAAGAGAGAGAGAGAGAGGGAGGGAGGGAGAGUCCCUGACUCGGUGACAGCAAAGCCAAGCAGAAAUCCAGCGGGAUCCAGCUGAUGCUCAACUCUGAGAUGCAGGUUUUGUUGUCCAACACUGGCUCUGAAAUCUUAGUUGUCAUCGUGUCGCCCACAUUCUGAACGGGUCUUUCGUGACGAGGUGGUUUUAAAAGAGAUCCUUUCAAAAAAAGGAGCACUGAGUUGUUUUUUUUUUUUUUUUGUUUGUUGUUUUGGGUUUUUUUUGUUUUGUUUUGUUUUGUUUUGUUUUUUUUAAAGAAAAGAAGUUUGUCUCUGAAUUCUUAGUGGUGGACCUGGGAGAUCCUUGUUCUGAGAAGCUUAUAUUAAAAAAAAAAACAAACAAACAAAAAAAAAAAAA